Messenger RNA from Manihot esculenta (cassava), 1202 nucleotides. Its product is annotated as pathogen-associated molecular patterns-induced protein A70. Bases 92 to 1009 code for a protein of 305 amino acids. The record is from RefSeq and is a predicted model, not a curated record. NCBI's taxonomy places the organism in Eukaryota, Viridiplantae, Streptophyta, Magnoliopsida, Malpighiales, Euphorbiaceae. The transcript has a single exon.
AUAAUCCUCCAACCACUUCGGUCCAUACUCCAUACUCCACAGAUAUCUCCAUUUUUGAACCUCGCUUUCCACCGUUCUCCGGCCGAAAGCCAUGUUUGAAGAAUCUGUGUCAUCGAUACCCUCAAUCUGGGCAUCCAUGAAUAGUUGGUUCACUCCAUCUGUUCUCUUUGUCUUCCUCAAUCUCAUGAUAGGCACCAUUGCUAUAUCUUCAAGGUUAGCCUCCGCCUCCACGAAACCCGCCCACCACCAAGACGACAACAAACACCACCCCCACCACCACCCACUUGCUAGAUCUCCGUCCGUGCUUCAAAGAUUCAAAUCUAUCAACUUUUACAGUUACAGAUCCCCUGAAUCCACUUCUGUAACCUAUGAAAAAUCUCAGCAAUUUGACUCCCAUUUCACAUCCCCUCAAGAAGAAUACCACCAAAAUCAGCCUUUUGUUUCCAGAUCUCCUUCUAUGCUUCAACGUCUCAAGUCUGUCAACCUCUAUAAUUACUUUUCUCAGGAACCCAUUAGCAAUACUGUGCCUAGAACUCAAGAAACUCACACUCAUUUCACUCUGCAGCCUGUUUAUCAACAGGAAAAAGAACAGCUCGAAGAACAAGAAGAGGGAGUGGAUACAGAGGAAGAAGAAACUGAGGAAAUCCAAGAUCAAGAGCAGACCCUUGACGAGAUAUACAGCAAGCUGAAGAGCAAUAAUAAAGUGAGCAUAUCCAAAUCUGACACAAAGCCAACUUCUGGCGAUGUUCCCACAAAACUUCAAAAGAAAAUGAAGAAAUCUGCUAGCUCAAAGUCUGCUUUUGUUCAUUCUGAAGAAGACGACAUUGUGGAAGCUCGUCGGCCGGCGACUGUGAGAGAAAGCAAGACUAAAGCGACAGAGAUGGAUGAUGCAGAAGUGGAUGCCAGAGCUGAUGAUUUUAUCAACAGGUUUAAGCAGCAGUUGAAGUUGCAGAGGAUUGAUUCCAUUAUCAGGGACAAGGAGAUGAGCAGUAGUGGGAAGGGAAACUAAUUAAAGGUCGGUUUUCAAUUUCUGGGUUGAAUUUUAAUUUUGUUUAUUUGAUUAAAAUUUUAAGGGUUCAUUGAUUGUAAAUCAACUUGAAAAUUUUACUGCUUUGGUGCCUUUUCUGUGUAAGCUUUGCUCAGCUCAGCUUAAGUAUUUGUUACAAAUCCCUUAUCCAAUCUAGCUAUCCUAUAAUUUUCAA